AUGGGAUGUAUUCAACAGAAGGCUCCUAGUCCUGAAAUUUCAAUAAUAAUAUUGAGUCCUCCUCUCUCCAAUUCGCCAUCAAAUGAAUUUACACUGAAACCCUAUCAUAAUGAUAAAUACCCUGCUGCAUGUUUGCCUACUAAUACUUCAGAUCACUCCUUUCAUGCCAAAUUCAUCAAACACAAAGGGUUGACUCUAUCAAAGAACGAUCAGCAAAGGAUCAACUAUUAUCAACACUGUAAUAGUUGCCCAUACUUUUGA
Molecule: messenger RNA, 261 nt
Organism: Paramecium tetraurelia
Lineage: Eukaryota; Ciliophora; Oligohymenophorea; Peniculida; Parameciidae
Exons: 2
Coding region: 1-261 (86 amino acids)
Source: RefSeq, a predicted model, not a curated record